AUGGCCCAAAAGUCGGAUAUAUCGGUGGAGACGUCGAGCGCCGCGACAGGUGCAAAACCAAACCCGCCAUCGCCAAAAUCCCGGCUUGCAAUGUUGAAGAGAACCAAAAAAGCAUCAAAUGCAUCGUCUGAUCCGUUCCGCUUCCAGAACAAUGGAAUUUCCUAUAAGGGAAAGCUGAUCGGAGAACAAGACGUUGACAAGGCUCGAGGCGACGCGAUGUGCGCGGAAGCCAUGCGAACUGCCAAGAGCAUCAUCAAGGCUGCCGGCGCGCACAAGACCCGCAUCAGCCUUCAAAUCAACAUUGACGGAAUCAAGGUGCUCGAUGAGAAGAGCGGCGCCGUGCUCCACAACUUCCCUGUCUCCAGAAUCUCGUUCAUUGCUCGUGAUUCUUCGGACGCUCGCGCAUUCGGACUCGUCUACGGAGAGCCAGGAGGCAAGUACAAGUUCUACGGAAUUAAGACUGCGCAGGCUGCCGAUCAAGCAGUGUUGGCGAUUCGAGACAUGUUCCAAGUGGUGUUCGAGAUGAAAAAGAAGCAAAUCGAGCAGGUCAAGCAGCAACAGAUUCAGGAUGGAGGUGCUGAAAUUAGCGCUAAGAAAGAAGGCGGAGUCGCUGUCGCUGAUCUUCUCGACUUGGAAUCCGAACUUCAUCAAAUCGAGCAAGGUGUUCAGCAACUGUCGACAGUGCCAACGAACUGUGAUGCCUUUGGAGCUUCUCCAUUCGGUGAUCCAUUCGCUGACAGCUUCAACACCACUGCCACAUCCAACGGAACGAAUAUGAAUAUCUCUGGAAACGUGUCGAAUCUCUCUGGAACUCAAUUCGGAGGAAUUCAAAUGCCACACAUUGCUCAACCUGCUGCUCAUCAAAAUUGGCCAACUUCUGGAACGUCUUCCUUUGAUGCCUGGGGACAACAGCCAGCGAUGCACCACGCUCACAGCACGCCGGCGUUCGGAUCCAACGGAUUCUCCGAGACGAAUCCAUUCGCUUCUGCUUUCGGCGCUCCAGCUACUGCUCCACCUCCACUCCCAUCCGCCGCUCCUUCUUCCCAACAAUACCGUGAUCCAUUUGCCGUGAGUGCUGCUCUGCCAAGCUCAACGAUCGAUUGGAACGGAACGGGAACAACGAAGGAGAACAUGGCGCCAUCCUCGAAUACUCAGGCUCUCCAUCAUGCCAGCACCUUUGCCAACUUUGGCGACAACUCUGACAAUUGGACUGCGGAGAAGAAGGUGACUUCGUUGGAAGAGGCGUUCACGAAGCUGGUUGAUAUGGAUGCAUUGGUUGGAGGACAAGGAGUCAAGGAGACGAAGAAGAAUCCAUUUGAGCAUAUUCUCAAUCCACCAAAGGCCUCGCUCAACUCGCUCUCCACAACAUGUUCUGCUGCUCAGAUGGCUGCUCAGACUCAACACACAGCUCCAUCGCGUGCCGAUCCAUUUGGAGACGACUUCUUCCGAUAA
Caenorhabditis briggsae is the source of this 1452-nucleotide messenger RNA. It is a transcript of the gene Cbr-dab-1, whose product is annotated as Protein CBR-DAB-1. Bases 1 to 1452 code for a protein of 483 amino acids. NCBI's taxonomy places the organism in Eukaryota, Metazoa, Nematoda, Chromadorea, Rhabditida, Rhabditidae. The transcript has 6 exons. The record is from RefSeq and is a predicted model, not a curated record.